UUAAGCUGAAUAUAACCGCACUCACCGAGUAAUACUAAUAAACUCAAUUUAAAUAAAUAAAAUUUAUUUUAAAAGAGUUAAAUAUAUAAUAUAAGAUAUAUCCUUCUGCACCUAAAAGGCUAAACCUAAACGACACAGCCUGUGUAGGUGCAUGCAAUGGUACCGAUAUCAGAGCGGCAAUGCGGACACUGUGGGCAGAUUUCCGCGUUAGAGAGGAGUUGUGAUGGCCGCUUCUACUGUGAUUUCUGCUGCGUGCAAUUUGAUGAUUUAUUUGUAUAUGAUUGGUUUGAUGUUGGGAACUUAAGAUCUUCAUACUGUAUUAGUUCUUCUGACUCUGAACGAUCUGAACGAGUACGUGAUUAUUGUGAUGUUGAUGAUGAUGAUGAUGAUGAUGAUGACGACGAUGAUGUUUUUUCUGAUGAACAACUAAUAAGUGAUUUAGAUGAUGAUGAUGAUGAUGAUCAUAAUGUUGUUUCAGAUGUUACACCACCUUCUGAUGAACAAUUAUUAAGUGAUUUAGAUGGUAAUAAUAUUAAUUCAGAUGUCUUGGGUGAUGGAGUUGUACCUACUGAACUAUCAAUUACUGAUUUUGGCUCUUCCGAGAAGAAUGUCAGCGUCCAGCAGCCAAGUAAUCGAGCUAGUGGCGAACCAGUCGAGCUAGUGAAGAAUCGUGAUGAAAUCAUUGAGUGCCAAGACAAGGACGAAGAACAAGACUAGGAAGAAGAAUCCGAUUUCAGCGGCCGUGAAAGACUUUAUUGUUUUCCUAUUUUAUUUAAAAAUAAUCUAUUACUUUUUUAUGUAAGUCUCCGGUAUGGACGACUAUGAGUAGAGGAUG
Molecule: messenger RNA, 835 nt
Organism: Erythranthe guttata (spotted monkey flower)
Lineage: Eukaryota; Viridiplantae; Streptophyta; Magnoliopsida; Lamiales; Phrymaceae
Source: RefSeq, a predicted model, not a curated record